Molecule: messenger RNA, 2939 nt
Organism: Stylophora pistillata
Lineage: Eukaryota; Metazoa; Cnidaria; Anthozoa; Scleractinia; Pocilloporidae
Product: octopamine receptor beta-2R
Biological process (GO): G protein-coupled receptor signaling pathway
Cellular component (GO): plasma membrane
Molecular function (GO): G protein-coupled receptor activity
Source: RefSeq, a predicted model, not a curated record
AACUUGUUACCUCGUGUAAUCUCGAGCAUCGAGAUCAUCUUUGUUCUUGGACGCCUUCUUCGCCGCCAUUUUUUACUUUGUGACUUCCGCUACCUUAGUAUCUCCAGUCUACCAUUGGACUCACGGUCAUCUCGAUGUUGAAUGGUUAUACUUCGUUUUGUCACAUUUGAGAAGUUAUGAUAAUCCUUCAUUCGGGGACGAGAUCGUGUUGGUGAGAACAGUACAACAUCGAACUGAAUAGUCGUGAUCUAAAUUUGAGCGAUUAUUUCUUCACUUCAGAAGCCUAAAACAUUCAUUUCCCCCUCAGCUCCCAGACAUGGAGAGUUAAUAUUCUGAUUCUGGAAAAAUUCACCUCGGAAGCGAUGGGUAAUUAACUGCGAAAUGUGGCCAUAAUUCCGACCAUUUGUUUUAAUACCACGAUCGAGUCACGAUGGAUGCAGCCUACUUUUCGAAGGCAAUACCUACCAAUUUGUUGAGGUUGUCAUGGAUUUCAGCAAUUCGGUUAUUACAAAAAUACUGAAGCUAGCCUUGAAGCCGGGCUGCAAAGCGGUCGGCCGCGAAAUUAAACGAAGUAAACUAAAUUCGUCUCCAAAGCAGUUGAUACUUUACCGCCUCGCCGGAUGAAAUCUCCUCUCAAAACGACAAACGGUCGGUCGGAACAGCAAAGCUCUGUAAAUUGGAGGCUACUUGUGGCCGCAGCUGUCUCGCUGUUAGCCAUCUAAAACAAGAUUUUUGUGGCUGGAGCUAAUCGAGACAGGCCCGUCAGCCGCAGUUUCGAAAAACAAUCCACUUCAGACAGGUGAUGUAUAUGCAGUGUGUAUUUCACAGGACAUAAAUGUGAACAAUGGUGGUUGUCUUUUCAGCCAUUUAUCACAUUUUAUCGCACUGUCCUUCUGUUGCAGAUUUAUCCAUUUGAAAGAAAAUUUUUGUUCACUCUGACGUUCAAACUCGCAAGCACUACUAGACCUUUGAGGAAUUCAACAUUCUGAUCAUGAGAUUCCUGUAAGGGGACAGGAUACAACUCACUUCAAUUUGCUCUUCAGAUUUGAAUGCGAGAGUUGCUUUAGCAUGAGAGUGGCUGGCAGUCUGCUUUUAUUUUCAUGAAACAGCGACAUAAACGUAUGACAAAGGUAGAAUUGCAUAGGACCCCAGUCAGUGUUAGAGAGGGACUGAUUACUCAUGCGAGAAUCAAUGAGGGACUUAAGUCCGCACUUCAACUCAAAUGUCAUUUUUUCUAUUACUCUUUAGAUCCCGUUGUCAGGAGGUCAGGAUGUCUAACAGCUCCAAUUUCACCAACUCCAGCAUUCCUUUCCGUGUUAGCUCACCUUUCAUCGCUAUACAAUAUCUGGUGACGUGGUGUAUAGUGUACUUGAUUAUCGCCGCUUUCGCAAUAUGCGGAAACGUCCUCAUCAUUUUUGUGUUUUCAAAGAAGCGACACUUGAGGACAAGAACCAACUACUUUGUAAUUGGUCUAGCACUUGGUGAUAUCUUGGUGGGAACUGUAACAAUUCCAUUGUACGCAACCUUAUUAAUCUUAUUGUUCAAUCAAGACUUUAAAGGAGCACACCUCGUUGAAACGAUAUUCAGCCCGUUGGAUAUUCUUUCUGGAAUGUUAUCCAUUCUUCAUUUGAUGACAAUCAGUGUUGAGCGUGUGUAUGCCAUCGCUUUUCCCUUGCGUCAUCGCACGUCGUCAGCACGAUUCAACUUUAUAGUGCUUGGGAUUGUUUGGUUAACAGCCGCUAGCAUUGCGUCUUUAAAUUUCUUCAUCCCAAAAGGACCCGAGUGGAAGGGUACUUUCCUUAUAUAUUCAACACUUGGCUUUUUUGUGCCAUUUUCAGUCAUUUUCUUUGCUUACACUUCAAUUUGGAUCGUAGUUAAAAGUAGAACAAAGAUACCGCGAAACAGGGCUCGUGUUGUGAAAAAAGAAAGUCGUACUGCAAUUACCAUUUUUGCUUUAAUUCUCCUCUUCCUCGUCACGUGGUUGCCAUUUUUCAGUCUCAAUUUAGUGUUGUUCUCAUGUUCGACUUGCGCAGCCGAUGUGUCAAUCCAGGUUGUUCUGUUCUUCAAGGCGCUACAUUACAGCGGGUCAGCAUUAAAUCCUUUAGUAUACUCAGCGCGCAUGCCUGAGUUUCGAAGGCCAAUCACUAUUCUUCUCAAAGAGAGACGAUUGACCGGAUCUUUUUAUCGUCAAUCGACUGACCGAUAUUCCUUCAGAAGAACGAGUUCUCGGCGUUAUGAUGUUGAGCUGUCUGACCUUCAUGAAGGACAGAGCACUUGUAGUGGAAGUGAAAUUAUUGGGGUCACCUCAAAUGGAAAUGACUCAGAAAAGUAAUGAUUUUAGAAUUCACUAUAUAUAAUUUCGCAAAAUGCUUUUGAUUACAAUAAACAUAUGACUUGCUAAAUACUAAUAGAAGUAGCCAUAUCAAAUUCAAUAUUCAUUUUACUGUUUAUAAAGCUGGGCAAAGUGAGUUAAAAUUCACUAUAUCACUGAGAGAAUCUCCAGUUACCCUAUGAUCUCGCCAGCUCAUAAAAGAAUCUACCUUGGUCUGUCGCUACCUCAAAGUAGUCAGAAAGAAACAGGGUUCUAGAUAUUAAGUAAUUUAUGUCUCAAUAACGCGUAGCCUAUGUUUACAAUUCUUGAUUUGAUUCCUCAGUUCUGGGAGACGUACAGUGGAUUGGAAGAUAACAGACUUGUAGAGGCUCAAUGAAAAUAGAUAAACCAAAUAUUGUCGCUAAACGGCAUCAUUAAAGGUAUCAGUCAGCCUGGAAAUAAAGCCCUUGCUAUUGUUUAAUAAGAUGGGCUUUUAAACAGAGUGGUUUAAAAGUAUAUUCGAGUGGGCUUAUAACCAGAAUUAGAUUUAAAAGCGAAAACGGUUUCGAAACGAGUUAUUAUAGUAUUUAUUGAUGUAUAUCAGUAUCUGGAUCAACAAUAAAAUGAA